UGAUCAUGUCAAGAAAAAUUGACAGUGUGUUGUGGACCUGUGUUGAGAGUGCUUGGCGCACUAGCAGACAUAUGGCCCCACGGUCAUCACUUCCUCCACCACCUUCCUUCCACCCCUAGCUACAUCUUACCUCCCCUUUCCCUCCUAAUUCCUGUACUUCUAGUGCUGGUGCCCGGUAUUUUUCUUCUUGUCUCCUAUACUGUAACGCAUUCUGGUUUCUUCUCUUUAAAAAAAGCACACUUCUUUAACCUUUUCUUGAAUCUUGAAAAUUCAAAGACUGUAUCUUGAUGAUGGAAGGCUGUCUUGGUUUACUUGGUGGCGGUGGUUCUUCUGGGGCCUCCACGAAUAAGUCCACACUGUCAAAAGUGGAGGUGAUCGAGGCUGAGGCAAGUUCAUAUCCAGUGGAGGCUGAGCUAGAGUUGGGUCUGGGGCUGAGUCUUGGUAGUGGUGGAGGAGGAAAGGGUAAGGCAAAUGCAUGGGGUGAGUGUGGUAGAAUCUUGACUGCCAAGGACUUUCCUUCGGUGGUCUCUCAGCCUCAAAGGCCCAACAACAACAACCCUAUGCCUUCUACCUGUGUUGUUGGUGCUGUUUCUGGGACUAAGAGAGCUGCUGACUCUGUCUCCCAUGAGGGUGGAUCCCCUACUGCUGGCAGUCAGGUUGUGGGGUGGCCUCCUAUAAGGGCUUAUCGGAUGAAUAGCUUGGUGAGCCAAGCAAAGGCUGCGAGAGCUGAAGAAGACAAGGGAAUUGGUGAGAAGGAUAAAUCUAAGGAGAAUUUGAAGAAGAAAAUCUGUAAUGGUAACAAGACCAAUGCUACUGGUAAUGAAAAGGGGCAUCUUGGAUUUGUCAAGGUGAAUAUGGAUGGAGUUCCAAUUGGAAGGAAGGUAGAUUUGAAUGCCCAUGCUUGUUAUGAAACAUUAGCCCAGGCAUUAGAGGAAAUGUUCUUCAGGUCCACCACCACUAUCAAUUCCAUCGGUGGACAGAAGCAACUAUCGAAGCUCUCUAAGCUAUUGGACGGGUCGUCUGAGUUUGUGCUCACUUAUGAAGAUAAAGAGGGAGACUGGAUGCUCGUGGGAGAUGUUCCUUGGGGGAUGUUCCUCACCUCUGUAAAAAGGCUUCGAAUCAUGAGGACCUCAGAGGCCAAUGGACUUGCUCCAAGACUCCAGGAUAGGAAUGAGAAACAAAGAAGCAAGCCUGUUUAGCCGCUGCUGCCUCAUCAUUUUAAACUCCUGUAACAUGGAGACACUCACUGCUUGAAAACAGAUAGAAAAGUUGAUGAAUCAGAAUAUUUGCUAAGAUUGUUCCUUCUUUUUACUGUUUUAUCGGGUUUUUGCUGAACCAGUAUCUGGUUCUAGCUGGUUUUUGGUUUUUGUAGGCGAUAUUCAUUUUAGCUUCUUUUUUUUCAUCUUAUGUGGUGCUGCCAAACCGGCAUCGCACACUUGACUGCUUCUCAUACUGUAAAUAUGGGAGUACUUGAUAUCUAGAGUGGAGUUUGCUGAAAUCUAGUGGACUCAGUUUAGUGCU
This is a messenger RNA of Populus nigra (black poplar), 1521 nucleotides long. RefSeq names its product auxin-responsive protein IAA13-like. Bases 288 to 1199 code for a protein of 303 amino acids. The transcript is spliced from 5 exons. NCBI's taxonomy places the organism in Eukaryota, Viridiplantae, Streptophyta, Magnoliopsida, Malpighiales, Salicaceae. The record is from RefSeq and is a predicted model, not a curated record. Gene Ontology annotation, molecular function: protein binding. Gene Ontology annotation, biological process: regulation of DNA-templated transcription. Gene Ontology annotation, cellular component: nucleus.